Molecule: messenger RNA, 480 nt
Organism: Amorphotheca resinae ATCC 22711
Lineage: Eukaryota; Fungi; Ascomycota; Leotiomycetes; Helotiales; Amorphothecaceae
Exons: 3
Coding region: 1-480 (159 amino acids)
Source: RefSeq, a predicted model, not a curated record
AUGGACACGAGUAGAACAAGUAAUGCAGAAUGGCCGUCCGAUAUACCUGCGCCAGCGCCGGUGAAGAAGUGGCUCGAGACGCUAUUUCCACUGCUCGACUCCAAAGACCCGGACGUGCCCGAGAAAGUCGCACGACUGUAUACCGAAGACGCAGAGGUUCAUGGUGCAGCUGGAAUGGCCAAAGGCACUGAGCAGAUUAUUGCAGCCCGCAUAAAGAGCUGGGCGGUUAUGGAAGAACGAAGACACGAGUUACUCCGAGUCUUUACCUCCAAGAAGGACUUUAGUGACUUGCUUCUGAUUUGCAAGCUGAAGGCAACGCUGAAGAAUGGCAAUGAGGUCUCUGGAGAAUUCAUUUCUCAUCUGGUCUUUAAAGGAGAUACCAGUGUUGACCCCAAGGGCAGCUUGUAUACUAUUUGGAAUGACUCGGCACCGUGGUUGAAGGCAAUGGGUUUCAAGAUCGAGAAACCAGAUGCAGAAUAG